AUGAGACAAUUGACAGAGGAAGAAACCAAAGUGGUGUUUGAAAAACUUGCCAAUUAUAUCGGCCGUAACAUUGUUUACCUUAUCGACAAUAAAGAAAACCCUCAUGUGUUUAGACUUCAAAAAGAUCGUGUUUAUUAUGUUUCUGAAAAAAUAGCCAACUUGGCCAUUUCUGUCCAAAGAUCUAACCUCAUGUCCUUGGGAACUUGUUUUGGGAAAUUCACCAAGCUGGGAAAAUUCAGACUUCACAUCACCGCAUUGGAUCAUCUUGCACAACAUGCACGUUACAAAAUUUGGAUUAAACCUAACGGUGAAAUGCCUUUCUUAUACGGUAACCAUGUCUUGAAAGCCCACGUCGGGAAAAUGAGUGACGAUAUUCCUGAACAUGCCGGGUGCGUGGUUUAUUCUAUGAAUGAUAAUCCUUUGGGAUUUGGUAUCAGCUCCAAAAGUACAGUAGAAACCAAGAAUUUGGAUCCAACAGGAAUAGUAGCGUUCAGACAGGCCGAUAUUGGUGAAUAUUUGCGUGAUGAAGAUACUCUUUUCACCUAA
Messenger RNA from Saccharomycopsis crataegensis, 546 nucleotides. It is a transcript of the gene NIP7, whose product is annotated as ribosome biosynthesis protein NIP7. Lineage: Eukaryota; Fungi; Ascomycota; Saccharomycetes; Ascoideales; Saccharomycopsidaceae. Gene Ontology annotation, molecular function: RNA binding. The record is from RefSeq and is a predicted model, not a curated record. Gene Ontology annotation, cellular component: nucleolus; nucleus; preribosome, large subunit precursor. The transcript has a single exon. The coding region runs from base 1 to 546 and encodes 181 amino acids. Gene Ontology annotation, biological process: ribosome assembly; ribosomal large subunit biogenesis.